AUGUUGUCGCAGACAGGUCGUCUGCCUGUGCGCCUAAGGAAAUGGAACUUGAAACCACCAGCCGUUGUCUUCCGACUACCCAAAUUCGAACCUCCACCUCUCUCUCCAAAAUGCGUCUUCCCCUUGGAAGGCGCAGAAUCUGGCGAGGAAGCUGAUGCCAAUGGUGGCGGCCACUCCUCACGCGUACCAAAGGGUUGCCUCGCCGUCUACGUUGGGGAGGGGAUGAGAAGGUUUGUGAUCCCGCUCAGCUAUCUAAACCACAGCAUUUUCAGGGCAUUACUGAAGAAGGCAGAGGAAGAGUUUGGCUUCUCAACCAACGGAGGAAUCAGGCUUCCCUGCCAACCUCUUCUUUUCGAGCAUAUUCUGUGGCUACUCGAAAACAAGGAUCCGAUUGUUCAGAAUCUACAACUGGAAGAGAUCUUAGAGCUUUACCACGAAGUUGGCGACGAAUGGAAGAGCUCAUGA
This is a messenger RNA of Nymphaea colorata (pocket water lily), 465 nucleotides long. Its product is annotated as auxin-induced protein 6B-like. The record is from RefSeq and is a predicted model, not a curated record. Gene Ontology annotation, biological process: response to auxin. Bases 1 to 465 code for a protein of 154 amino acids. NCBI's taxonomy places the organism in Eukaryota, Viridiplantae, Streptophyta, Magnoliopsida, Nymphaeales, Nymphaeaceae. The transcript has a single exon.